This is a messenger RNA of Stylophora pistillata, 1112 nucleotides long. RefSeq lists its product as uncharacterized. Lineage: Eukaryota; Metazoa; Cnidaria; Anthozoa; Scleractinia; Pocilloporidae. The record is from RefSeq and is a predicted model, not a curated record.
UCUUGUCUCUCCUCCUGACAACCUUAAUCUCUAUUCCCUUCUUUAUCCCCAUUUUGCUUAUUUGGUUCUAUGGAGAUGGAAAUGUCCCACUCAUCUGUGUUCUUUUAGCCAUUGGGAUUGAGCUGAUUAUUUUGAUCAUGUGGAUGCUGAAAAAGUGCAUGGUUUUAUUAUUUCCCGCCUCGUGUGGCCACAGAAAAGUCAUUUUUACCGGAAGAAGUUCCGUUCCUCUUCGAGAGAUCAUUUUGACCGUCGACGAAGAAAUUCCAACUGAACAAGAUUUUCAGGAACUAAAAACUAACGCUUUACCCUAUUUAUCAGACGUUAAGAGUGCUCUGGAAAGGGGAUGGAGGUCAACCACGGAUUAUUUUUUCGCAGGAAGCACAGUAGAGAGAUUCGGCAUUGCAAUGAUGAUCUUGCAAGACGCUAGAUGCUUCGGAUUGGCACCCUUAGGCUCAUUAGAUGCCGACCUCGACGUGAUGUUUUGCUGUUCGGGAGUAAAAGCUUCUUUUUCCGGUCAAGAUGACUUACUUGUUGAGCCAUAUAUCAGUGGAAGGGAAGGCUUCACGGGAUAUGCACAGCUUGUUUACUUCACUCCCAGCGUUGAGAAAGCAUUUGUCAGUUCAACCCUUAACAGACAGCGGGCAAAUAGUGCUGUUCAAAACAUGCCCGUGGACAAUCUAACCAGCGAUACAUGCUGUUUUGGCACAAUCGACUCCGGCCCCAAGGUCAGCUUUAGCUCCAGAGGACCCACGAUGAGGGUUCGUGUUGCUCCUCUUUUCGAAGCUGACUUUACCAUCUGUAUCCAGUGCUUUGAGUGGCCACCAAAAAGUGAUUGGUCCUUUCGUCCAAGGUACUGGCCCUGUGCAACCGAAGUAAAGAGAAUCAUGUCACUUGGCUGCCAUCUUGUGGCCAAACCAGCACCAAGCGACAAGAAUAAAACAAGCUGGCGAUUCUCGUUUUCCCUUACAGAAGUGGAGCUAACUAAAACGUGUCCCAGAUACAGCGAGAAAAUGUUUCUUGGCACUCAAAAUUAUCCUGAAAGACCAUCUUCAACCCGUGGUGCCCGAACUUACUUCUUACCACAUCAAAACUAUUUUCUUGAAUACUCUUGA